Diachasmimorpha longicaudata is the source of this 3910-nucleotide messenger RNA. RefSeq names its product segment polarity protein dishevelled homolog DVL-3 (gene dsh). Gene Ontology annotation, molecular function: frizzled binding. Gene Ontology annotation, biological process: Wnt signaling pathway; intracellular signal transduction. The record is from RefSeq and is a predicted model, not a curated record. The transcript is spliced from 9 exons. The coding region runs from base 154 to 2190 and encodes 678 amino acids. Lineage: Eukaryota; Metazoa; Arthropoda; Insecta; Hymenoptera; Braconidae.
CCAUAUUGGCUUGGCUAUGACUGUCGUGUCAGAGUGAUAGUUGACCGUGAACGUAAAAAAGUGUGGUAGUUUAUUUAUUUUUAUUUUGUUCGUUGUUAAUAAACAAACGGCCCUGCAUGUGCGAUUAUUGAAUAAACUCAGUAUUUCAUUAAAAUGGAAGAGACUAAGAUAAUAUAUCACAUUGACGACGAGGAAACGCCUUAUUUAGUUAAGCUCACAAUAUCACCGGAGCGUGUGACACUCGCUGACUUUAAAAAUGUAUUGAAUCGUCCGAAUUACAAGUUCUUCUUCAAGUCUAUGGACGAUGACUUUGGUGUUGUCAAGGAAGAGAUAAUCGACGACGAUGCACACCUACCGUGCUUCAAUGGACGUGUUGUCUCUUGGCUGGUAUCGGCCGAGGGUAGCAAUGUUUCGGACGGUGCAUCCCAAUGUACGGACUCAGUGGCCCACAGCGAGGCCAAACACGACAGGGUUGAUCAUGUACCACCGGGUAUCACGAUUCGUGGCCCACCAGCACUAUCGCACGACGAUACACUGACUGAAACUGAAAGUAUUAUAAGCAGCAGGCAGGGUCACCAUUUGCACAAAAAUUCGAAGCAUCAUUCGGAUAAAUAUGAAAAAUAUAAUAAAUACAAUGGACUGCGUAUUAACGGCCACUCGAAGCACCGUUCCGGUCACGGAUACGAGACUGCCUCAAUCCUAUCCUCUGACUUGGAAACAACGACUUUUUUGGAGUCUGAUGACGAUGCCAGCAGUCGUAUAACAUCAACAACUGGCCGACACACAAACAUGAGUAGUACGAUCGAACGUGCCACCCUAGAUCGUCGCAGACCUCAGAGACGACGACGGCACAGAUUACCUCCGAUGUCACGCACGUCGUCAUUCAGCAGUAUCACAGACAGUACAAUGUCACUAAACAUAAUAACAGUGUCAUUGAACAUGGAUACUGUCAAUUUCCUCGGGAUUAGUAUUGUGGGACAGAGCAAUAGCGGUGGGGAUGGUGGUAUAUACGUUGGUUCCAUUAUGAAGGGGGGUGCGGUGGCUCUCGAUGGAAGGAUAGAGCCCGGCGACAUGAUUCUCCAGGUGAAUGACAUUAAUUUUGAGAAUAUGUCGAAUGACGAGGCAGUCAGGGUAUUACGCGAAGUAGUUCAGAAACCAGGGCCUAUUAAGUUAGUAGUAGCCAAGUGUUGGGAUCCAAAUCCAAAGGGUUAUUUCACCAUUCCACGUACAGAACCAGUACGUCCAAUCGAUCCGGGUGCAUGGGUGGCUCAUACUGCUGCUAUACGUGGGGAGGGCUUUCCACCACGUCCACCCAGUGCCACAACUCUCACAUCCACAUCCAGCAGUCUUGCCAGCACACUUCCGGACACUGAACGUAAGGAUUUUUCGUUGGGCCCCUUGGAAGAAUUACGCCUGAGUAUCAAUACAGACAUGCCGACGAUAGUCCGAGCAAUGGCCCGACCUGACUCUGGUUUGGAGAUUAGAGAUCGCAUGUGGCUGAAAAUAACAAUUCCAAAUGCAUUUAUCGGUGCAGACGUUGUAGACUGGUUGAAUACUCACGUUGAAGGUUUUAUUGAUCGUCGUGAUGCACGAAAGUAUGCAUCGUUGAUGCUAAAAGCCGGCUUCAUCAGGCACACCGUUAAUAAGAUAACAUUUUCCGAACAAUGCUAUUACAUUUUCGGUGAUUUGUGCUCGACAAUGGCAAAUAUGAAAUUGGAUAGUGAUACUGUUGCACCCUUACCACCACCAGGAUGGGAUGUAAUGUAUUCAGGACCCUAUGCCCCACACUCAGCCGCUGGCUACAGCCCAAUGCCAUUCAAUUUCACUAAUGAACCAACUGUCUAUGGAUAUCACCGUGAAGAAAGUGUUCACAGUGAGUCAGGUGGAAGUAGCGCUGGUAGCGAACACAUCUGCAAAGAGCCAAUUCACGAUUUAAAAUCGUGCUCAUCAGCAUCGGAAACCGAUUUACAUAUGCCACCAAAUGUGCCCAGUAAGAAUUCCGGGAAUGGCAAUGGAUCAAAUGGAAAAAGAUCAAAUGGCAGUCGUAGCCGAUCAAGUGGUUCUGAGCAGUCUGUACAAACGGGAACUGGCUCUACUAAUCAGCAGAAUCAGCAAGAUAUAUCCGGUAGUAGACAGUCAUUUAGAAUUGCGAUGGGAAAUCCAUGUGAAUUUUUUGUCGAUGUUAUGUAGAUGUUUUUUUUCCAUGUUUUUCCUUUUGUAAAUACUUUAUUUUUUAUUAUGAAGAAUAGGAAUGUCGAUGUUUUUGGAUUCUUGGUAGCAUGAAGUAUGUAGAGAUGGUUUCAAAUUCAGUAGAGAUUAUUUUGACUAUUGUUCACUGGGGCGGGGAUGAAGAUGAGUCGAAAAGUUUUUUUCGCUCGAAUUUCACCUGAGUUUACGUGCAAUUAAUGUAGAAAUAAGAAUUGAGUCAUCUUCAUUCUCUAGUCAACUUCAGAGGUCUUUUUCUCAAAGAAACAAAUUGUAAAUAUUUAUGUUUUCAACGAUUGUUGAGGGACUUUUUCAUUCUCUAUGGCGUAUGGUUGAUGCUUGAACUUAUUUCCAACAACUGUUUAAUUUUUUUUUGGUCUAGAGAGCUGGAUCCACUGAGCCCAAGGCGAUUAUGGUAUAGUGCACGUUAAUGGGAUGCAUGCUUUGAAAAUCUUUUUUCUCGUGUACACUGUUAGAAAAUAAUUGAAAUUUUAUGGAUAGUUGACUAGCAGUUCUCUGGAGGGUGACAUUGAGUUCAAUUGAGGGACAAAAAAUUUAUGGAAUUUCAGAUUUCACCGAGAAUUCAUAAAAAUUAUAGUUUUUUGUGAGAAGUUGGAUAUUUAUUGCGCACUUGUGGUGAAUUUUUAUUCAAUUAAACUUUGAAAAAUAUAGUCAACAAAAUUGGUUUUAUUUUAUUGGCUCCCACGGUCUAAUUACACGGAAAUUUACUAUUCGUUUUUAUUCUUUUAUUGAAUCGCGAGGUUGAAGUUUCCUGGACAUUUUAGUUAAACUCCAACGGAAUGAAAAAAAUCAAAGUCUCGAUAAAUCGCGAAUUAAUUAUCUAAACUUUCCUCAAAUGAAUUAAAAUUUAUAGUUUCGAGUGAGAAUAUUCAAUGACAAAAUACUUUGAAAUUUCACUGCAACUAAAACGUGAUAAAAAUUUGUAAAAAAAUCUACCAAAAAUUUCAUUCAAACAUUUUCAGCAGUGUAUUAAUGACUUAGUAGUAAGAAUAUAUGAAAUAAGUUCAUAAUUCAUAGCACAAUCAUAAAAUUCUCAGUUUUUUAAUAGAAUAUGGGCAUGACUACUGUCACACGACUAAAUGGUUACGGAUUAUUUCACAGCAUGAAAAAUCAGAUAGUUUCUCCUUUUAUAAAAAAAAAAUUCCAUAUUUACAAGAUGUCGCCAAUUAAUGUAAUCCAUUGCUUGCAUUUUAGGAUUGUCUACGACAAUGGGGCAGCUAUUUCUUUAAAAAAACAAAAGUCUAUAAAGCCAACGGGAGAUUAUUUCAAGUGAAAACGAAUUUUAUCAUCUGCCUCCUGUUCCAAAAAUACAGAAAUGAAAAUAAUAAAACGAUUCAUUAUUAUUUCCACUUGGCUACUACAUAUUUGAGCAGUCAUAACGAGCUAAUAGGUAUAAGCAUGUAAUGCUUUACUGAUAGAAUCGUUAACGGGGUACGUAAGGUUAAUUAUUGUAGAGAAUUAUAAUUAUAUAAUACUCGUAUAUAGAGUCGUCAUUAGGAACGUGCCAAACGUGGUGUUUUAUUAUUCAAACUGCUGUAUACAGAAUGGCAUACUUUUUAAUGGAACACAAGAGGAAUGAACGAGAAUCAUGUAAAUAUAAACGUAACGAAAAAAAAUCAACAAACAGAAAAACAAAAAAAUAACGCUCAAAAUUAAAAUGAAAAAGAAUGAUAACAAAAAAAAA